This is a messenger RNA of Venturia canescens, 4676 nucleotides long. RefSeq names its product dnaJ homolog subfamily C member 5-like. Lineage: Eukaryota; Metazoa; Arthropoda; Insecta; Hymenoptera; Ichneumonidae. Gene Ontology annotation, biological process: regulation of neuromuscular synaptic transmission. The transcript is spliced from 8 exons. Gene Ontology annotation, cellular component: type Is terminal bouton. The record is from RefSeq and is a predicted model, not a curated record. The coding region runs from base 428 to 1183 and encodes 251 amino acids.
UGAAUCGAUUCUCGUGUCCUCGGUUGUGUAUGAUGGUGGUGGGAUAUUCGUACGCAUACGUAAAAUGUGGGGUCGAGGAUAGCGAAUAGCGAAGAAUCGCGCAGCAGCAGCAUCAGCAACGACAACGACGAUUACGGGUCGACGUUAGAAGAACGGGGGGUAUAUAGUGCACGGGUAUAAAAAAGGUUUGCGGGGUGUGCGUAAGCUUAUUUUGAUAUUGCUAAUUCCAAUCAAACGGUGAAACAAUGUUUUUAUCGUCGAAUAAGUGAAAGAUCGUUGAAUAAGUGAAAAGUCGUUACGUUGAUCGCGUAACUGCUGCUGCUAAAUUUUACUUUGACACGUUUAGUGCGGAGCGUUCAAACGGUGGCUUUUACCGAGCCCCGUUCAAUUUUCGUCCAGCACCUUCCGACAAACAAAUAACAACGUCAUGGAUCGAAGAAAAAUGUCAACGGCAGGCGACUCGCUGUACCAAGCACUGGAAAUUCCAAAAACAGCCACUUCCGAAGAUAUAAAGAAGACUUACAGAAGAUUGGCAUUAAAGUAUCAUCCGGACAAAAAUCCCGACAACCCCGAAGCAGCUGAUAGGUUUAAAGAAAUAAAUCAUGCACAUUCGAUACUAAUGGAUAUAACUAAACGCAACAUUUAUGACAAUUAUGGAUCGCUUGGUUUGUACGUGGCUGAUCAUUUUGGAGAGGAAAAUGUCAAUGCUUACUUCGUUGUCACAUCAGGCUGGUGCAAGGCGAUCUUCGCGCUCUGUGCAUUCCUGACCGGUUGUUAUUGCUGCUGCUGUUGUUGCUGCUGCUGUAACGGAUGUUGCGGCAAAUUGAAGCAAAAUCGACCGGAGGACAACGGACUUUACCACAAUCUGCAGCGGGACCAGAAUCCUGAUGGCGAUGUUGUGACGAUACAACCGCGAGGUGGCAAUAAGGUUGUUUCUUCCUCAGAAAACGAGGAUGAGAGCGAGGAAGAGGCAGUGACUGCGCAACCCCAAGGUGGAGCUUCUCAAGGAGCCACCGGAGCCGCCGUAUUCGCCAUGCCUCCACCUCCGUCUUCGCAAAGUACAGUCCCGAACGAGGGCACCAACUUGACGAGUGGGGCAGAACGUCCCCUUUACGGCGAAGUCACAAAUCCGUUCAUAGGCACGAACGUCGGUUCAGCAGCGGCCGGUCCGACCAAGUGGUAGUUGAGGUCCGAGCGAAAUCGACCUCCGACCUACGCUAGAAGAAGAGAAAGGACUGCAACCAGUGAGUCGCCAACGGGAGCAACAGCCGCAGCAGCAUAACAGUCGAGCACUGUCCCCAGUUAUCACCAACCAACGAUGAUAUCUGACCAGUUAAACGAAAAAAACAAACAAACAAACAAACAAACAGAACAGAGAAUUGCAUUUGGUAUGCGGUAGAAGUACGAGAAUUCGAAAAACAGCAACAUUAGAAAAGGCCAUGUACGAAACGAAAGCCAAAGGGAAAGGUAAAGAGCGAUAGCGGUGUCUGUAAAAUCAUGCGUAGAGAGAAAAAACAAAAUCAUGAAAUUGAAGCCUCAUAUACAACGGCGAAUAUGUUGUUAGAUAUGUACAAAUUGUCAAGUAUUUUUCGUCUUUGUUCAUAAAUCUAUUUAAGAGAAAAUCAUGUGUGUGGGGGGAGGGGGGGGGAAGUGAACGACGUUGUCUUGGCACGCUCUUGGGGAACCUAAAGUUGCUAGAUAUUUCCAGUUAUGUACUCUAUACAUAUGAAUAUAUAUAUAAACAUAUUUAUAUAUAUAUAUUUAUGCUGUAAUAAGAGAAGUGACCGAGAUUCGUUAUUAUCUUGUAUUGUACAGUACUGCAGCGUGUUAGACUUAUAAUUUAAAUACUCCCUCGUAACCCUGUCGUUUACCUAGUCUUUGAAGACGGUGUCGAGGGAAAAGUUUUUUUUUCAACGAUCAUUGACAGCCUUAUAAUAAUCAGGCACAAUCAUGUACAUUUAGGUUUCAAGCGAUGGCGUUCGAUAUGAAAAUUCAAUUUGUGUUACAGUGAUCGCGUUGUAUUCGAUAUUAGGGCGCUGAACCUGAACUAUUCCGGUUAAUUUUUAUUAUUUCUUUCAGUGUUCCAACGAUAUUGUUAAUCCUAGAAAACAACGAGGCUGUGCAGGGCGGUUUGAAAAAUUCUAACUGACAAUAGCUUUAUUUCAAUUUUGAGAGUGGAAAAUUGCAAAUGCAUCGGUUUUCAGUAUACAUUUCGCGGACAAAUAAUGUUCCUUUUUUCAUGAAUUUUUAAAUAUUGUAUCUCUUCGAAAAUUAGAUGUGUACGAAUAAUCUUCGAUCGAUUUUACGACUUAUAAGACUAUAUAGCAGAGGUUGAACUUUAACGGUUUUCGUUUCCGAGUCUCGACGUGAUUCAAUGAAGUUCUUCCUCACCAUUUUUUUGCUCUCACUCUUAUUUUUUAUCGAGAGCUGUAACACGUUCAGAAUUCUUUUGAAAUCGCUCUGUAACACUCGAAACCUUGGCUCAGAUAAGUUUCAUCUUAUAAACGCUUCCCACCCUUCCAAAGGUUGGCUCAUGGUGACGAGCAUACUCCAUGAAUUAUCCUAGAAGCAUUUUUUUUCUCUGUGUUUUUCGGGAUUGAUAUUUUAGUAUACGAAUCAUUGUAAAAUCGAAAACAGAACCAUAGCCGUUUCUACAAGGUGUAUGCGAAAAUUUGAACUCAAGAUUCAGGCGUGAAAUCGCUCAAGAUCUGGUCUCCAUCGUUUUUUUUUUUUUUUUUUUUUUUUAGUCUACAUUUAGUUGAUUUAAUCAUGUUUCAUUUUUAAGACAAACAAACAAAAAUAUCUUUGAGUAUCUCCAAUGAAUUUUAAUGUCUCAUACACACCGUAUUACGACGAGUGAAAAUAAAAGUUUGUCAUUCCAAAAUGAUGGAAUCUUAUUGCCUUGAAGCUUAGGCAUGAUUUCUGGAGAAGCUAGCAUAAAGAGGGCGCAAAAAUGAAUUUUAGAGCCAAUUUUUUUCCUCACGUUGUAAAAAAUAAUGUGAAUAUGGCAUCUCGUUAGUAAUUUUAAAGGAUUUCUUCGUUUAAUGCAGUCAAAUCAUCGCUAUUAAAAUAUAUUCCCAUCCACGAUAAAGUAUAUGCGUGACAAGAGUAAUUAAGGAUCGAGCAAGUGGCCCCGGACUGCUGGUACAAAUGAAAUAUCAUUGAUAAUUAAAUUUCCUAGGUAAUGAAAAAUCAGGAUUCAAUUGGCCCGAAGAUGUAUGACUUUCCAAAAAAAAACGAGUUUCGAACUCGAGAGUGAAAGAAUCUUCGUGGCGUAAAAAAGAGUGAACGAAAAAAAAAAAUAAAAACAUAGAAAUAGAACUAGAAUGCAAAGUGGUGAAUCGGAUGAUGAAACAAGUGAGGCGCAUGUACUUUUUUUCACAUGAAAAUCUAAAGGAACGGAAGUUCGCGUAAAGUGAAUUUGUGACUGUGGGGAUGAUACAUUUGCGUAUAAACGCCUGCAGCGCCACGAAUUUCUGCCUUAGUCAUUUCCGAUUACAGUGAGUCACAGUUUUUAUCAUUUUCUUUUUUCGUUUUAGACGAAAAAUGUAAAUUCGGUGUACAAAGUACACGAGUAUGCUCUCAAUGAACAGAAAACGGUGGACUAUCGCUCAGGGCCGAAUCUGACCUUCCUGGCAGUAUAACGUAACAAUAAUGGACGCUAUUGCGUUUAGUGGAAGAUUAACCUCGUCGAUAUAUUUAUUUAUGAUAUGCGUGAAGCAACUUUUUCCUUUCACCCGAUUCGCUCACCCAAACCUUCUUGAUAAUAAAUGAACGAAAAAAAAAACGUAUGAACGAAAAACAAUGAAUAAAAGAGGGAGAACACACUUGAAAUAUUUGCCAGGUCCUGCCGGUACUUAUGCUAUCACUGUAAGAAAAUUUCGACGAGGAAUAUAUAACCGUACACGAUUUACUGCAAAUUUGUAUCAUUAUGACUAUUAUUUUUUAAAUAAUAUUGAAAUAAAAAUGUGUUCUUCUAGUAUUUAGUAAUGUAUAAAUGGAUCUUGUUAUUAUAGUUGCACAUGAUUGAAAAUUACAACAAAGAAGAUGAGAAAAAAAAACAGAAAAAAAACACAAAACAAAAAAAAGGAACACGCAUUCGCAUCAAUGUUGAAGAUAAUGUUAAUCGAAUCUGUAAAUCCAUAUCCAUUAUUGUAAUUCUUGUUGAGGGUUUCUUUCCUCGAAUUUAAAUAAAUUUAAUCAAAUCAUUGAAUAAUUAAAUCAAGUUGAAUCAAGCAGUUGUGCUCGUAUAAAUCAUAAUAGGCACUAUAAGUGGAGAGACGACGGAAGGAUGAAGUUACAGUGGGAAUAAAUAAUUUCAAUGCUUUUUGGGAUGAAUCAUUUGCACAUAACUGCAACAGAAUUCCUUUAAAAUGAGCCCUUUCAUCGUUAUUCAUAUUAGAGAAAUAUUUCUUCGUAUAUGUCUGACAGCAAAACAACUUAACACUAUUUAUACGUAGAAUAGCGGGCGGUGAACCAGCAACAAACGAAUGUACAAAGAGGAUGUAUGAUCCUACAAUUCAAAUAUAUCUAACGUAUCGUUAAACGAGAGUGCGUUGAGUAACAUCAACCCCUGAUGAAACAUUGCAACGAAAAUAAAUUUGAAGCUCGUAUUACAUUGCUUUCUUACACACAAAUCAUUGAAACGAAACUGACGAAUAAACAAGUGUUGAAAA